AUGCAGGCGCUCGAGGAAAUGUUCGAACGAGCCACUACGACUGGGAAGCUGCCAGGAAUCGUCCUUGCUGCGGCGAGUCGCGAUGGUUCCUUGGAGUACUUCAAACCGUUCGGCAAAAGUCGAUUAGAAGAAGACUCCCCACCAGUCUCGUCUGACACAACAUUCUGUCUCGCCUCUGUCACGAAGUUGGUCACAUCUGUGGCCGCGAUGCAAGUGGUUGAGCGUGGCUUGGUAGGUCUAGAUGAUGACAUUACCAAAUUUGUACCCGAAUGGAAAUAUCCACAAAUCCUAGUGGGAUUUAGAGGCGAAGAACAUAGAGAGAAGCCUCUCUUGAUUCCAGCGCAGAAUCGAAUCACGUUGAGACAGCUAUUAUCCCAUUCUUCCGGGAUCGCCAGCUUGGACGAGGAAAAGUUAAUGAAAUACUACACUGUACUUGGCGAUAGCAGAGGAACUGUGCUUUUACGAUAUUUCAAGAAUAAUGACCCUGAAAUCAAAGCAAAGGCAUUAGAGGAGAUUCGGCAGGUCAUGGGCAGUUUAUCAGUUGAACCCCUUUUCUUUGAACCAGGGACAAGUUGGACGUACGGACAGAGCACCGAUUGGGCUGGCCAAAUUGUUGAGCGAGUCACAAACAUGACUCUCGAGCAAUACUGUCAAGAGAACAUAUUCAAGCGGCUCGGAAUGACACACACGACGUACCGUCUCUUAGACAAUCCACACGUCGCUGCCAACCUUAUUCAGAUGACAUCUCGAGACCCCGAAGGCACUGUCCAGCCGGUCGAGAGCGUAUAUCCAAUCGAUCCCAAAGUCGACAUGGGCGGUUCCAACCUAUAUACUUCUGGUACAGACUUCCUGAAGCUUCUCUCAUCUUUGCUCCGUAACGACGGAAAUUUACUUCGCCCUGAGACAACCGACCUCAUGUUCAAUUACAGCCUGCCUAAAACAGAGAUAUUUCGACAGUUCCGGACUAAUCCCGAACAUCUCAAAGAUAACUUCGGUGAUUUGGCUCCCGUCGGUAUGGAAGUUGACCAUUGUCUCGCCGGGAUGGUGAACCAAAGAGAUUUGUUAGGCGGUAGAAAGGCUGGCAGCAUAACUUGGCAAGGCGCCACGCGCUGUUAUUGGUGGAUUGACCGGACGGCUGGGCUUUGUGGAUUUUACGGCUCUCAGAUAAUGGUUGUCCACGACCAAGGCGUGACACGGGGAUUUAUUCGCGAGUUCGAGAAGACACUAUAUGAUGUAUAUGAGCCGGCUGCAAUUCAUCGCUAG
Molecule: messenger RNA, 1263 nt
Organism: Penicillium lagena
Lineage: Eukaryota; Fungi; Ascomycota; Eurotiomycetes; Eurotiales; Aspergillaceae
Product: serine hydrolase domain-containing protein
Exons: 6
Coding region: 1-1263 (420 amino acids)
Source: RefSeq, a predicted model, not a curated record